AUGCAUUCUCGUAAGGCAUCAAUAUCACACGUUAUGAACGAUAACCAAACUUCGGGUUCCGGUGGUUUUAGUCUCAAGAGUAUACUGUCUGAUGACGGUCCCGCUUCACACGCUCGCACACAGCAACACGCGUCUCUCUCUCAACAUUCACAGUCACCUCUACCACCACCGCAAUAUCACCAUGGUGCUGGUAAUAAUGGUGUUAAUGGUAACGCCGGUAAUACGGGUUAUGGUGGCACCUACUCAAGCGAACCUGCUGAGGCCGGUUCGAUCCUAUUAUCUCUGUCUAAUCCAAAUACCGCACCUCAACAGUCAACUUCUCAUUAUAAUAAUCAGUCAAGGGAUUAUUACCCUUCCAAAGAUAAUGAACAGCAAAUGUCCGACGUGGAGAUUGCUGCUACCAUUUCUUCUUUAUCAAACAUUUCAAAUAGUGUAAAAUCAAUUCCACAACAUCAAAGGCAGAGAGCAAAAAGUAAUUCAAUGUCCAUCGCCUCAUUACUGGGUGGUGAAGAACCUUCUUCCUCGGAUUCCGGGCGUUCGAUUCCAAAUGGAUCGUUGGUUAAUGAACCGUCGCAGCAAAGGUAUCAGCAACAGCAUCAAGAAUCAUAUCCCGAGGAGAUGAGAAAUGGUGAUAUACAUUCGCACCAUCAGAGUCAACAAAAUUUGGAUUGCGGUCAUUUUAACGGUUCAUCCAAUCACAAUAUUAGAAAGCAUACAAAGAAGUUAUCCGGUGGAUCGGCGUCUUUGGUCGUGAACACCACAAAGAUUCCGCAAAGGGAACCAAAAGGGAUUCAAAAGAAAAGUCCACAGAAACGUAGACCUUCUGACGCGGUUGAUUUCACUAAUACAAGACCCAAGGUACAUCGUAAUCCGGAACUAAAUCAUUUCUCACAUGGUCCUCCAACAACUUCCGGCGGUCCAAAAUUAACCGAGUUGAGGGAGCAUUUGGGUGAAGAGAGAUUCCCAAAUCGUAUACCAGCCGUACACAAUUAUUCCAUGGAAUGGGAUCGCGUACCUCAUUCACAUUCAUAUCAUCAAGCUCGAUCUUCUCAUAGUAUACCAAUACAGAACGAAAAUCGUUUUACAAUGGCAAAGAAUGUCAGUUCUCCUCCAAUGCAUGGCGAUUCACAAAAAUUAAAUGUUAAAAAUUUUUUAAUGGGUACCAAUGAAAGGCCGGGGAGCAAAACUUCUUCCCCACCUCCCCCUGGUCUACCCGUUCAUGUUCCUAAUGGUUACCCACACGGACACGGAGUUGGCGGAAUGGCCGGAGCUCAUGUGGAUAUCCCUCCGCAACUUUCGCAACAACCACCACCACAAAUUCCACCGAUACAAAAUGGAAUGCCAUCCAUAAGUGGACAGCAUAGUGCAUUCAGCAACCAGUUUUAUAAGAAAUAUCAAGAUAUGGUUCGUAAGCAUGAUCCGAAAUUAAAACGAAAUGCCACGCACGCUUAUAUCCCUUACAUGAUUUAUAAUCAAAUGGAAAACGGUAAAUGUAAAGAUGGCCAUUUGCAAUCACAAACUCCACCGCCGCAGAAUAAUAGCGUCAUGAACAGACAAAUCAUGCCAAACGGUUCACCGAUGAAUAAUGAUCAUGUAAUGGUGUCACAAGUUAAUGGGAGUAAUUUAUAUGGUUCUCGUGACGGUUAUCCUCCGAGUAAUUCGGGAUUUAUGCAUUCUUCCGAGGUUGCUGCCAAUUCAGGAGUUCAACAACGUAGGGUACCUGAUCCACCUACGCACCCGCAUUCAAAUGUUAAUGCAAUUUCAGGCUCACGUAAUGCGUCCCACGUUUACCCUAAUGGAGUUUCUCUAGUAGAACAACCACCACCACUACCACAUACACAACGACGUUUAACUGGUUCUUCUCACAACUCUCCACCAAUACAGUCAUCUGCGAACGUUCAACAUUCAUCAUCACAGAGACCAAACGUUUUAUCUUCAUUAUCAGAGCCAUCAAAUAGAACUUCAACACCAUCAACUUCAAGGUCUGCAGUAUCUCAAUCAAGUCAACCUCAACAUGUAUAUAUGCCGGCACCUCUUGACCCAUUAAGUUCACGAAAUCCACCCCAACCCACGUAUAUGCCAUCACCUCAUGAUCCAUUAUCUUCACGAAAUUCGUACGAUAAAACGCCGCCGGCGCCACCUGUAUACAUGUCGGGCUCUUCACGAAAUUCUUACAAUGCUAAAUCAUCAGCUCCUAUACCUCAAUCACCCGCGAUGAAUCCUUCACGACAAGGCCCACCUGCAAGUCAUUAUCAUAAUCAUACACCUUCACCCGGUCCGCCACAAAGUGGGUCAAAUCGUUUACCUGGAAUGUCUCCACACCAUAAUCAUAAUCUCCAUUCAGAACCUGUCUGUGCUCCAGUAAACGGCAAUCCAUCAAAUGUUUUGAGUCCACCAAGGAGGUUAUUAGAAUCACAAUCUCAGACAAAUGGGUAUGGGAAUAAUAACGGUCACUCGCAUCAUCUCCAUCCUCAUCUAGAUGUCCCUCCAUCAUCUCAAGUAUUGGGUCAAUCGAGUCUUGGCCAAAGAGGAACUUUUUAUUGA
Messenger RNA from Funneliformis caledonium, 2544 nucleotides. Lineage: Eukaryota; Fungi; Glomeromycota; Glomeromycetes; Glomerales; Glomeraceae. The record is from the annotation of a GenBank genome assembly.